Polypterus senegalus (gray bichir) is the source of this 2499-nucleotide messenger RNA. RefSeq lists its product as uncharacterized. NCBI's taxonomy places the organism in Eukaryota, Metazoa, Chordata, Cladistia, Polypteriformes, Polypteridae. Gene Ontology annotation, biological process: negative regulation of interleukin-12 production; positive regulation of interleukin-10 production; negative regulation of T cell activation. Gene Ontology annotation, molecular function: signaling receptor binding. The record is from RefSeq and is a predicted model, not a curated record. Gene Ontology annotation, cellular component: cell surface. The transcript is spliced from 4 exons. The coding region runs from base 230 to 961 and encodes 243 amino acids.
CUUCUUCUUUCUAUGGUGACCUUCUGAAGCAGGUUCCAUUAACCUACUUCUUUAUUAAUUAAGUUAUUUCAGGUAAAUCAAUUAAUCUGCAUUGUUGGCUGCUGUGUGGGUGAGCAGCUGCCUCCUGACAAACAGGAAUUACAUGCUCACCCCCACCCCAAACUUCUGAGCUGGUUUCCUGUUAACUCAUAUUGCAGUCUUAUACUCUUCCACUGUAACUGUCAGUCUCAUGUAUCUUCACUCUCGGAGCAACACCAUGGGGUCCAUGUUUGAGCUCUUCAGCAGCUUUAUUAUUUACCUCUGCCUGCUUCAAGGUUUAAUGAGUCAGAAGACUGCAAAUGUCAGCGUUCAAAGAGGAGACAGUGCCACGCUGAGGUGCAAUUUACCUGACCCACAGGGCACAAAGGUCUAUAUCCAGCAGGUUGAGUGGAGUCGGUGUGACAAAAAUAUAAUCUUCAUUUCCAACAAGAAUCACGGAAACAGUUCUUCUUCCAAUUACACCCAACGUCUCUUCAUGAUCUCUUUCUUGGAGUUGGCCAUCAUGAACGUUGCAAGUAAUGACACAGGGGAAUACUGCUGCUCUUUAACCACAUUCCCUUUGGGGAAAUAUGAGAGCAAAAUCAUUUUAGAAGUAAAAGAUCCUCCUGCUGUCACAGGGUUACCAAACUGGUCUCUGCUCUACAUCAUCGCCAUUCUGCUGGGCAUCCUGCUUCUCAUUGGAGGAAUCACGUGGUACCUGCUUCAUGUUAAGAAACACAGAAAACAGAUUCGGAACCUGCUUAGUACACAUGUGGCCAUUCACAAGCUGUCUGUAAAGCAUCCUCAGCCUCCAAGCAGCAAAACGCCAAACAGUAAUCAGAACAAAGUGGAUGAUGCUGAAGAUCUCUCUGAAGACGGGACAGAAUACUUUAAUAUUUUGUCAGCUCCUCAGCUGAAAAUUAGCCAUAGUGCUAAAGUGUGAAAUGUUUGUCUGUGAUCCUUCUAAGAAGUUUGUACACCUUUAUUCUUUAUUAUUUCUAUCAGACUGAAUCUGCUCUUACACUACUGAUCAUCUUUAUUUUGUACCAGUAAUUUCUCUAUGACACAUUUCUCCUACUUGCAUGGUUUUAUGAGGCAAAAGCCAGAGGUUUGAUAAAAAAAAAUAAAAAUUGAAACACAGACAAACACAUUUUUUAGGUUUCUCAAAUGACAGAGGUAUCAGCAAAUAAAAACAGGUAACAUUUUAUACAUGGAAUGAAUGUGAUCAGAAUAAAAAAAAACAGUAUUCCACAUGCAUCAUUAUAUGUGGUAUUAACAUGCAUUUUGUAGCUGGAUUACAUUUACUUUACAUCAGUCUUUUAAAAUUAUCUCCUGAUUGAGGGUUAAUCUCACCUUCUCCGUGCAAAACUCAAAUUUGCUUCUACAUAAGUGGUUGUUGCAUUUACACUUUUGUUAAAUGUGGUUGCUAUCUGUUUUUGACCACCUCUGUCUAUGGUCUGAGCAAUUGUAUCACACGUUCAUGCAAACCUGGCUUUUAAUGUGGUGAAGUGCCAUCACCGCAUUUACAUGUGAAUGGCAAGAUUAAAGGGGCACAGUUUUAGCACUUAUAUCAUCUGCAAGGUGCAGAGCAAGUAAUGGAAAUUUCUUGAAGACAAAUAUGUUCCCAGACUGGUUUAUUAUAAAUUCUUCUAAGGCCUUCAUUUAAAACUGGCCAAAACAAAGCAACUACUUUUUCACAGCAUUUUGCUUUCUCGCAUACUCUGUACCUGGACUUUGAAACAACAUACAGCCAAUAAAACUGUGUUUGUAUUUCUUGGAUCAUCCAACCCACAGCAAAAUUAAGGUCUGUGAUUGCAUGCAGUCAAACGCUUUCCAAACAAAACCUUAUCGGCAACAUACAGUAAAACCUAUUCAAACUCUUGAAUGCAUUAAUCUCAAUUUUGGUAUGACAUUAAAAGAUAUUGUUUGGACGCUGAAUGCUUUAAGUAGUUCAGUAUAUAAUUAGUGCAGCAGAUCACCUCUCAAGCUGCAGCAGUAGCAUUUACUGACUUGUUUUUUAAUAACUCAAAAAAGAUAAAGGAUUAUUUAUUGCAUUUUAGUUGCCAGUGAGUCCUAUUUCCAGUAAUAAGCCAAUGCAUAAGCCAAGUUUUCUAUCAAUGUUUUUUAAUCUGUACAGCCAAAUUAGUCCUGCCUGUAUGAAAAUGAUGUACAUUAGAGGCAAACAUUGUUUAAUAACUAAUAUUAUGAAGUAUGUGAAUAAAUCUGAUCUCUUACUUGAUACUUUAUUUGCAUACCAUUCACAUCUUCUGUAAUAAUUUUGAUUUUGCCUUACAGUGGUUCAUGCUGCUGCUGCUGCUGCUUCUCCUCAUGUCCAGAAUAAUGGGCAGAAACUUUCUUUAAGUGUAUAGAAUAGAUCAUGGCAGGUUCCCUAAUGAGAAAAUUUGCAGAAAAAGACAGGCUUUGCAAUCAGAACCCAACCUUCAGAAAACAAAAGAAAUGGAACAAGUCAUUUUUAAAUUG